Candidozyma duobushaemuli is the source of this 789-nucleotide messenger RNA. RefSeq names its product casein kinase 2 regulatory subunit (gene CKB1). The transcript has 2 exons. Gene Ontology annotation, molecular function: protein kinase regulator activity. The coding region runs from base 1 to 789 and encodes 262 amino acids. NCBI's taxonomy places the organism in Eukaryota, Fungi, Ascomycota, Pichiomycetes, Serinales, Metschnikowiaceae. Gene Ontology annotation, cellular component: protein kinase CK2 complex; cytoplasm. The record is from RefSeq and is a predicted model, not a curated record.
AUGUCCAGCGACCCGAGGACGACUACGUUCCGUGGAUCCAGCAACGACUUCAACUUGACUGGGCUAUCACUGCAAGUGCCAUACUACCGAGAAGCCUUAUACACCAUUUUGGACUAUCAGGUAGAGACUGCCGAAGACAACGGCGGUGGCGGCUCGGGCUCUCUGAACGGGAAGGGCAAGAAUGACUUGCCUAACAAGGCAUUACUAUCACACUCAGCCGAGCUUUUGUAUGGUCUCAUACACGCACGCUACAUCGUUUCAAAGGGCGGCAUGACCGCCAUGGCCAGCAAGUUCGAGCGUUCCGAAUUCGGCAUUUGUCCUCGUUACUACUGUGACGGCAUGCAUCUUAUUCCCGUCGGGGCCACCGACAUACCGGGCCAGGAGACCGUCAGGUUGUACUGUCCCUGCUGCAACGACAUCUACUUGCCGCUGAGCCUGCGCUACUUGAAUAUAGACGGGGCGUACUUUGGCACCACUUUCCCCGGCUUGCUUGUCAAGAUGUUCCCAGAAAUCGAAAAUCAAUGCAAGCUUCGGAUCAAUAAGGUCAACCAAGACAACUUUGGCUUGCGCUUGUUUGGCUUCCGAAUCCAUGAGUCCAGUGCCAGCGGGCCUCGCAUGAAAUGGUUACGGCAGUUCCCCGUGGGGCCUGAAGAAAAGAAGGAGUUUGACGAUUGUGAACUCACCAUACCGACUGUGGUUGACAGCGACUACGAGAUUACCGCUUCCGAGGACCUCCAGGGCGAGGCCGAUCUUGACGACGACAGAACGAUGGCCAGUGAGGGCAUGUAG